Prosopis cineraria is the source of this 1801-nucleotide messenger RNA. RefSeq names its product dof zinc finger protein DOF3.7-like. Gene Ontology annotation, molecular function: DNA binding; DNA-binding transcription factor activity. Lineage: Eukaryota; Viridiplantae; Streptophyta; Magnoliopsida; Fabales; Fabaceae. The transcript has 2 exons. Gene Ontology annotation, biological process: regulation of DNA-templated transcription. The coding region runs from base 412 to 1254 and encodes 280 amino acids. The record is from RefSeq and is a predicted model, not a curated record.
CUCUCUCUCUCCCCCCCUUUCUCUCAAGUCAUCCCUUCGCUUUUCUCUAUCUUUUCUGCUCAGAAUUCAUGUUUAUGAGUAGUUGCUCAGUACAGCCACAGGUGGGUGUAUUUUAAUUUUUCAGGUCUUACUCUUUCGAUGCACUGCCAGUUCUUCUGAGCUACAUAUUUAUUCUAGAUUCUAGGGUUUGUUCAAAAGCUGACAAAAAAAAAAAAAUCGAUUUCCGCUAGGUUUUUAAGAUCCUCUUUGUAUCUUUGAUAUUUUCUUGUUCUAUAUCUUCAAUCUGGUCCCAAAUACAAAGGCACUGCCUUUUCUUUUUGUCCUCUUUAAUUACCUUUUCGCUCAUCAGAUAAAGAGAAAACAAGGAAUUGAAAUAUUAAUUGGAGGUGUGAAAAAGCAAGGAAGCAAGCGAUGGAAGGGAAUAUAGAAGCAAACAAAAAUAAUCCAUGCACAAAAGCGGUAGGGUUGGAGAAGAAGACAAGGCCACAAGAACAGCUGAAUUGUCCUCGAUGCAAUUCUACAAACACCAAGUUCUGCUACUACAACAACUAUAGUCUCACACAACCCAGAUAUUUCUGCAAGACUUGCAGAAGGUACUGGACAGAAGGUGGGUCCCUCAGGAAUGUCCCUGUUGGAGGCGGUUCCAGAAAGAACAAGAAGCUCAUCACCAAUCCUUCAUCUUCACCACCACCACAACCAUCAUCAAGGGUUCUUCCUGACUUGAACCCACCAACAACGACUUCUGCUUCUUCUUCUUCUUCUCAAAAUCCUAAAAUAUUAAUGCAAGGAGGCCAAGAUCUCAAUCUGGCUUUCCCACCUAUUGUGGAGAAUUACGAUCAUCAUCAUCAUCAUGGGCUUAGUUACCAAAGCUCUUCUUCUUCUUCAAGUUCUUCUUCUGCUUUGGAACUGCUCAGGGCAGGCAUGGCUUCGAGGGGUUUGAAUAAUAAUAACCCUUUUGUUCAUCAUAAUAUAAUACUGAUGCCAACCUCAAACAAUGCGCUUUUCCCUUCACCUGGGUUUAAUCCCAUGCAUGAGGCUAAGCCAAGCCUUGGAUAUUCAGUGGAUGAUCAAGGGCUUCGAAGCAGAUAUGGUGUUCAAGAUAAUAAUGUUAAUGCUGGUGGAGGAAGGUUUUUGUUUCCUUUUGGAGAUGUCAAGCCCAUUCCAGGAGCUCGUGAAGUGGAAGAGAAUAAAGAACAUGCUGGGAAUUCGUCUUCUGGGUAUUGGACAGGGAUGAUUGGUGAAGGAUCCUGGUAAAUUACAACGAAGAGAGACAGAGCUUGGACAUGGUUUCAUUAUUUGGUGAUUAUUCUCAGCUUCUUUAAUAUAAACAUGACAGGUGUAAUAUUAAUAUUUUCGAGAAAAGCUUGUCAUGUUUUUAUUACAGAAUCUGCUGAUAUAAAUACCAAGACAAUGGCCUAAGUUUUUCUUCUUCGUUUUUAUUUUUUCUAUAUCGCUCUCUUUUAUUGGAUGGAUCGUUACAAAAUGCUGCUUGGAGUUGUUCAUCAGAACUAACAAACAAAACCAUAGGAUAAAUUUCGCUUCUUUUCUUUUUUCUUUUUCCUUUUCAAACACUACCUAUGCAAUGUGAGAGGAUAUAAUUAAUUAACUAAUUACUAGAGCUAGUUUCUGCGACGAAUCUCUUGGGGUGUAAUUUUAUGAUGACGGUGAUAAGAGUAAGAGCAAGAAAAGGUGAAUAUAGGGCCUAUUUUUGUCCAAGGUCGGCUUUUACAUGCAAUUACCUGUAUUCAUAAAUUCUUCAGUACUGAUCAUAAUUAUAGAGAUGAGAAGAAGCUUUAUUGAA